Colletotrichum phormii is the source of this 1984-nucleotide messenger RNA. RefSeq names its product heterokaryon incompatibility protein. The record is from RefSeq and is a predicted model, not a curated record. Bases 36 to 1910 code for a protein of 624 amino acids. Lineage: Eukaryota; Fungi; Ascomycota; Sordariomycetes; Glomerellales; Glomerellaceae. The transcript has a single exon.
GCAAGUUUUGCUUCUCUCAAUCUCUCAGCUCUGCCAUGAUACUGGCUCCGAUUUAUUCGAGUCGAUUGGCUAGCCGGUGUAUCCGGAUUUUGGUUCUGCAGCCUGGUUCUGACACUGACCCGAUCCAAAUUGGACUCCAAGAAGCCAGUAUCGACGAUCCCCCGAUUUUCGAGGCCCUGUCAUAUGUCUGGGGAGAUCCGUCACAGCGCCGAGAGGUCGACUGCUCGGGACAACCAGUCUCAAUUACUGAGAACCUUAACGAUGCUCUCCGGCACUUUCGGCGUCCAGACCGAGCAUUGUUGAUAUGGGCAGAUGCCCUAUGCAUCAACCAAGACGACAUGGACGAGAGAGCCGAGCAGGUAAAACUUAUGAGAGAGAUAUAUUCCCGUGCCGACAAGGUGGUGGUCUGGCUAGGCCUCGACGACGAAGGGCGGGCCCCCCGUGCGAUACCUUUGAUUGAGACAAUCCAUCAGGCUUGCGACGAUCACGCACUCGCUAAGAACAUUGAGCUCUUGAAUAUGGCUCACUUUACACCGGCGACAGAGGCGAUGGAAGGACUUGCAGGGGUCUCUGUCGAGAACAUCGCCGCGGUUGGCGUGCGUCUGGGCAAGCCGGAACCAGAGCCAGAAGAUUGGGAAGCACUUGCUUGGCUGCUGUCUCGACCUUGGUUCACCCGAGUUUGGUGCGUGCAAGAGAUCGUUCUCGCCCGUUCAUCCAGAGUUUACGUCGGCUCUGGAUCCUUAGAUUGGGUCAAGUUGGGGGUCACAGCUGCCUGGCUCAGCGAGCAGCAUCUCGCAAACGACUACGAUGUAUCGCCUGAGAUCGAAGGUAUACCGUUUGACAAUGCGCAUGCAAUGUUUGACACAAGCGAUAUACCAGAAUCGACAUUCUUGGAAAUACUCAUUGCUUUUCGGGAUCACCAUGCCACGAACUUGAGGGACAAGGUCUACGGGCUGCUGGGACUCAUGCGCCCAGAAAAUCUCGAGCUUUUCCCUAGCGUAGACUAUCGAAAGAGCGUGGCGGAGGUCUACGCAGAUGUUGUUAUUACUGCUGUCAGAGACAGCGCGUCAUUGGCUUCUUUGUGCUAUGUCCAACAUGGAGUCGAGUACAACCGGACCGAUAUUCCUUCUUGGGUACCAAGAUGGGAUGUAAGUGGUGACGUUUCGACUAUCCUUGAUAGCCGAUCCCUAACAGCCUGGAAAGAGGGCGACAGGCAUGGCCUUCCAGGACUGAAAGAUUUUACGCCAUCAUCGGACGGCAAACUAUCCGUGCCUGGUGUUAGAUUCGACACCGUUGGUUGGUUAACCCGCACUCUCGACGUUCAAGACUUCAGGGAAAGAUCCACGGGAACUGCAGUAUCACCUCACCCAAUGAUAGAUCUAUGGAAUCUUGCGUCUUCAAAAAAGUUGUAUCCAGGGUCUCAAUUUGAAGACUCGCUUAUGUCCGUGUUGAUGAUGGCCCUUACUCUGACUGCUGGGGUUACUGAUGGAUACGAGCGCGUCGAUGAGCUCGAAUCAUCUGACGACCGUGAGCAGUUUCAUGCAGACUAUCUGACAUACAUACACAACUUACUAGAAGUCUCUGGCCUAGAGUCUCCAACUUUCGAGCCUCUGAACAUAGCGUUGAGUGAUGGAAACGCCUCCCGGUUCAGAGUCGCAGCGUCUCGUGCUUGCGACCAGCGACGAGUGUUUGGGACAUCAGGGGGAUUUUAUGGACUAGCGCCAGCCUGUGCAAGAGAAGGAGAUAUUGUCGUAAUGCUAUACGGUGGUCCGGUUCCGUUCGUUCUUAGAGAGGUUGACGACGGAUGGUGGUUAUUGGGCGACUGUUUUAUCGACCCGCUCAUGCCCGAGGCUGCUGACGACAAGAUUAGAGCAAGAUUUGGCGAGGAGGAAGUCUUUGUGCUUGUCUGAGAGCGACUCGAGGCGAACGCAGCAUAAUGUCAAUACAUCGUAGUUCAACGACCUAACAUUAGUACUCAUUUCGG